Pseudovirgaria hyperparasitica is the source of this 2071-nucleotide messenger RNA. Its product is annotated as cyclohexanone monooxygenase. Lineage: Eukaryota; Fungi; Ascomycota; Dothideomycetes; Acrospermales; Acrospermaceae. Gene Ontology annotation, molecular function: NADP binding; flavin adenine dinucleotide binding; N,N-dimethylaniline monooxygenase activity. The transcript is spliced from 3 exons. Bases 167 to 1885 code for a protein of 572 amino acids. The record is from RefSeq and is a predicted model, not a curated record.
CGCUCGCAGGGCGUUUGUUAUUCGCAAGAAUUCCCGCAGCUGACGUGUCUAAUCGCUUUUCCGCCGUAGCUAUACUGCGUGUUGCAAACAUUCGAGGCAACAGACCCGUUCCCCUCGACGUUCACGCCACUGAUCCCCUGGCAUCCGUGUUGACCCUCCGGCGAGAAUGUCCAAACCAUGGCCACAGUUACCGGUCGGUAACAAUGACUAUAGCUCGCCUUUUGUGACGAUUAUCGGGGCUGGCAUCUCCGGAUUGUGCAUGGCAAUCGACCUCAUCAAGCGCAACAACUGCAGGAACUUUGUGAUCCUUGAGCGGAGUGGUGGAAUCGGCGGAACUUGGCGUGAUAAUAAGUAUCCCGGCUGUUGCUGUGAUGUCUUUAGCAUAUUGUAUAGCUAUAGCUUCGAGCAGAAUCCCAACUGGUCAAGAUUGUAUCCAGGCCAAGAGGAGCUUCUUGAAUACAUUAUCGGAGUUGCAGAGAAAUACUCCCUUCUUAAGCACAUCAGGUUCAACAGCUCUGUCGAGUCGGCCCGCUGGGAUGAAGAGCAAAAGAAGUGGAAGGUGCAUGUCAGUGUGGAUGGUGGGAAAGAUGGCGAGUACAGCGCGACGUACGCGUUGACGACCGACUUUUUGGUGUCAGCGGUAGGGCAACUAAACGCACCACAAAUGCCGAACAUCCCCGGACUUGACGGCUUCAAAGGCAAGAUGAUGCAUUCAGCGCGAUGGGAUUGGACGUACGACCUGGAAGGAAAGAGAAUAGGCGUGAUAGGUAAUGGUGCCACAUCUGUCCAGAUCAUUCCUGAGAUUGCGAAAGUCGCGUCUCAGGUAACAGUCUACCAACGAACUCCAAAUUGGGUCGUGCCGCGUUUGGACGAAGCGACGCCAGCAUAUAUGAAGGCUGUCUAUAAAUACGUUCCGGGAGUCCUUCAGCGUGUGCGCUCGGCGAUGAUGGACUUUCGAGAGAGUAGUCACGAAGCAGUGACGGACAAAGAGUCAGAAAUGUCUCAAUUGUUCAGAUCGGAAUGCGAGAAGUCUAUGCGACGAGAAUUUCCGGAUCAACCAGAGAUGUGGAAGAAACUUACUCCCGAGUAUGCGCCAGGCUGCAAGCGGAUCAUAAUCAGUGACGACUACUACCCGGCUCUGGCGAGAGACAACUGCUCGCUUGAAACCCGGAAAAUUGAACGAAUCUCAGAGAAGGGAGUCGUAGUCGACGGGGGUGAAGAACAAGAGUUCGAUCUUCUUGUUUGUGCCACUGGGUUCAAGACUGUACAGUUCAUGUACCCGAUCGACAUAUAUGGAAAGAAUGGACGGCCAUUCUCCGAUAUCUGGAAGGACGGGGCGACUGCGUUCCAAGGCGUGACAGUCGAGGAUGCGCCAAACUUUGGUAUAUUCUACGGCCCCAACACCAAUCUGGGGCACAAUAGUAUCAUUCUCAUGAUUGAAGCGCAGUCGAGGUAUCUGAAUGAGCUGGUUGGGCGUGUUCUAAAGGCUCGCCAAUCCGGCAGAAAGCUUGCUCUGUAUCCCAAACAAGAGCGAGUAGCCGAGUUCAACAACAAGGCACAGGAAAUCCUGAAAAGAACGAGUUUCAACGAUCCCGGGUGUAAAUCCUGGUAUAAAAACGAGAGUGGGCGGAUCACCAACAAUUGGUAUGGAACAGUGCUGGAGUACCAGAACAUGUUAUCCAAGGUUGACUGGAAAGACUAUGUUGCGGAAGGAGACGGCGUGAAUGCGCUACCAGAAGAGAAGGAGUCGAGAAUCGGAAGGGUGCAUGAAGAAACCAUGAUAAGUAACACUACGGUUGUGUUGAGUUUACUGAGUGCUGUCGCUGUCGCAGGUGGCGUAGCGUCUGGGCGGCUGAACUUGGGCAAAUUGCUUUUUGCGUCAUGAGCAAUGUCAUAAGGGCAUACCUACAUAUCUUUCAUUUGUUGUAUUCAGAUCUUAUAAGGUACCUGAGAUGAUAGACGGAUUAGACGUUGAUAGAGGGUUAGGUCAACGAGAAGGAAGUAAUAAUAGGUUACAUGAACCGCAAACAGAGAUACAGCUGUUUCGGGUAAUAAUUAAUUGAAUGUCGUG